AUGAGUGGACUUUUUGUGCUCUUCCUUCUGAUCUAUCUGAUGACUCUUAUCAUGAACCUUCUUAUUUUUUUCCUGGUCCUCACUGACUACCAUCUGCACAACCCAAUGUAUUUUUUUCUUGGCAACUUGGCUUUUCUGGACGUUUCCUAUUCAUCAGUGACCGCACCAAGGAUGCUCUUUGACUUGCUCACAAAAAGCCAGUCAAUAUCCAUUCCUGCCUGUCUAGCCCAACUCUUUUUCUACCUCUCCUUUACAUGCUCAGAACUUUCAUUGCUCUCAGCUAUGUCCUACGACCGCUACAUUGCCAUCUGCCACCCCCUACAUUACAAACAAAUUAUGUCCUGGACAGUCUGUGCUCAAAUGGCCUCUAUGGCCUGGGUUUCAGGAUGUGCUAUCUCUUCGGUCCAUACUUUACUUUUGCUCAGGUUGUCCUUUUGUGGACCAACUUCCAUCCAGAACUUCUUUUGCAACCUUCCACACUUGAUUCAAAUUACAUGUUCUGAUCCCUUCAUAAACAUGGUGGUCAUAUUCUUAGCAGGUGCUAGUUUUGGAUUAGGAGCCUUUCUAUUGACCUUUCUUCCAUAUGUCCGUAUUUUUAGUACCAUUCUCAGAAUCCAAAGUAACAAUGGAAAGCUGAAAGCAUUCUCCACCUGCACAUCACACCUGACAGUGGUCUUCAUCUUUUAUGGCUGUUUAAUUUUUAUUUAUUUGGUUCCCACCUCCAGCAACAUGUUCAAUAUAAAUAAACUGUUUUCAGUCAUAUCUGCCCUCAUUAACCCCUUACUUAACCCUCUGAUCUACAGUCUGAGGAACAAAGACCUUAUGGAGGCACUUAUGAGGUCUUAUUAUCACUUAAAGUUAAUUCAUGCCUGA
Messenger RNA from Nanorana parkeri, 873 nucleotides. Its product is annotated as olfactory receptor 5V1-like. The record is from RefSeq and is a predicted model, not a curated record. Gene Ontology annotation, cellular component: membrane. Gene Ontology annotation, molecular function: G protein-coupled receptor activity; olfactory receptor activity. The transcript has a single exon. Gene Ontology annotation, biological process: G protein-coupled receptor signaling pathway. The coding region runs from base 1 to 873 and encodes 290 amino acids. NCBI's taxonomy places the organism in Eukaryota, Metazoa, Chordata, Amphibia, Anura, Dicroglossidae.